CUGGAUCUUAACUUUUCAUCUGGAGGGUAUUUGACAAAAACACAUGGUGGUUUUCCAUCGGUAAGUACAAUUUGUGUUCAAAUAAUAACCUUUCUCACAUUUUGAAUGGAAAAGUAUAAUCAGAAGUUUUUUCAUUUAUGUAUUAAUUCAUGAUUUCUGUCUGCAGAUUUGUCUAAAUCCACUGCAGCCACAGUCGACAGACUUAACCCAGCCGGAGAAUGAACUGUACAAGGUGAGUUACUGAGCUUUGUGUUCAAACUGGGAUGAUUUCCUUCUCUGGGAUGAUAGAUGUCACUCUAACCCCUGUCAUGUUGUCUUUUUUAGAGUUCUCAGUGCUCUCGGGGGUUAUCCCCAGCCGGCUGUGAUACCCGUUGACCUCGCCUUGUGCCUGAGCCAACGUCAAUCCCUGUAUGAGCUGCUGUCCAUGUCUCCUCUGAAACCAGCUGAGCAGAGCUGUCGGCCUGCCCGCUGUCUGCAGAGGGCUGCCAGCCUCCAUGCAUCGCACCACUUACCUUCUCCCUCCCACUUUCAACCUUCACUCCUGCCCUCAGUCCCUGUGGCUUCAGGACCACGGAGCUGUUUUCGUAAAGACAGCAGCGGUCAGAUCAAGAAGCGCGUUGUGUUUGCAGAUGCUAAAGGCUUGGCCCUCACUGCCGUACGUGUGUUCAUCCCUGACUCCUCCAUCCUCACUUCUACCUUGGUGAGACCUGUCAAGACCAAAGUGCAAAGCCAACAGUGGGUGUCUAACAAACUUCAACAACAGCCGCUCUUCAACAACCUGCAACAUCAGACAACUUCACAUAAGUUGCAGCGUUACAAGUUCCGGCUGGGUUUCCCUCAGCCAGCUCCGGACGUUUCUCUCGCUCAUCUGCGGGAGAAGCGGGUACAGCUGGAAAGUUGCAGCAUUACAGAAAACUCCCUGAGCGGUUCGGCGCGUGUUUCGCAUGUUAGUGCCGAAAAGGCCGUACACGUGAGGGUGACCUUUGACUCUUGGAAGAGCUACCAUGACUUUCCCUGCACGCUCCUGAAGCAGCAGCGUUUCGGCGGCUCAGAGGUGGACGUUUUCGCCUUUGACCUGAACUUACCAAAGAUUGUGGAUCCAGAGGAAAGAAUCGAGUUCUGUAUUUCGCUCAGAACAGGAGCCGGAUCAACAAUACACUGGGAUGACAACAAUGGACAGAAUUACAGGGUGUAUGUGGAGAAAGACAGAGCUAAUGCUAACGGUCAUUACUCCACACUUACAAAAUACCAACCUCUGUCUUGGCCCACACAUGUGUCCCUGCAGAACUAUGCUGACCCCCAGUACUUCCAGAACAGCUUAUCAAGAAGACUCAGAACAGAGUGGGAUUCUGUGUUCAGCUGA
Xyrichtys novacula (pearly razorfish) is the source of this 1363-nucleotide messenger RNA. Lineage: Eukaryota; Metazoa; Chordata; Actinopteri; Labriformes; Labridae. The record is from the annotation of a GenBank genome assembly.